AUGAGAAGGGGAGGAUUAUUAGAAUCAGAUCGGGGAAAAAACAACGCACGCCCCGUCUUGACCUCCCUCAAGCACGCCGCCACCCCCUUCCACUCUGCCGCGCGCCGCCGGCCGCCACCCCCUGCCACGCUGCUGCGCACCGCCGGCCCCUGCCACGCGCCGCCGCGCGCUGCCACCGCCCCUCCGCCGUUCGCCGCCCCCACCGCCGGAGAGGCGGAGACACUCGACGUCGGCGCCGCACCAUCCCCCAACUCCUCUCCCCCCUCCUCCUCUGCGUCCACCGCUCUUAAGUCGGCCACGCCCUCGAGGUGCUCCCCCAUCAUCCCGUUGCGGGCUGCUGCUCCGGGCCUGCUUCCUCUCAGCUCCCGUCGCUGGAAAUUGGCGGCACCACCAGCUCUCCUGUCUCAAUGUCCCCAAGUACCAGAUGGAGGCAAGGAAGGCCUGAUUGUUGCUGAAGCCGAGCUCAUAAACGUCUCACGUAUGUGGUUUUGUGCUAUUCUGAAUCUUCUUCUCUGAAGGGUGUAGUUUCAGUUUCACACAAAAAAUGUAUUGCGCUUGCAGUGCGUACCAAUUUACAGUUUACCAAUGUGUAUACGUGUUCAUUUGAUUUCACUCCAGUUUACCAAUGUGCAUACGUGUUCAUUUGAUUGCACUUCAGUUUACCAAUUCUUUUUACUGAUUCAAUUUCAACAUAAUGUAUGUAUUGUGCCCUCUAAACCUGAAAAUUCCUACUUUUGGUUGAUAAAUCAUGUUGUUCUCAAGACUCAACUAUGGCUGAUCAGAACAUUAGCAACCUUGAAGUAGCAGUUCUGUUAUGUUUCAGAAUUUACUUAGAAUUGUAAUUUGAAAAGAGCAUGAGUUUUGGGCUUUAUUCUUCACCAUGAUCUUUAAGUGUGUGCGUGCAACCAUAGCUUCCAUCAUCAUUACCUUAGGUUUUUAUAAUAUACUCCCUCUGUAAACUAAUAUA
Messenger RNA from Triticum aestivum (bread wheat), 967 nucleotides. RefSeq names its product proline-rich protein 36. The record is from RefSeq and is a predicted model, not a curated record. NCBI's taxonomy places the organism in Eukaryota, Viridiplantae, Streptophyta, Magnoliopsida, Poales, Poaceae. Bases 1 to 516 code for a protein of 171 amino acids. The transcript has 3 exons.